Messenger RNA from Microplitis mediator, 1377 nucleotides. Its product is annotated as TD and POZ domain-containing protein 2-like. Gene Ontology annotation, molecular function: ubiquitin protein ligase binding. The record is from RefSeq and is a predicted model, not a curated record. Gene Ontology annotation, cellular component: cytoplasm. NCBI's taxonomy places the organism in Eukaryota, Metazoa, Arthropoda, Insecta, Hymenoptera, Braconidae. The transcript is spliced from 2 exons. Bases 329 to 1330 code for a protein of 333 amino acids. Gene Ontology annotation, biological process: regulation of proteolysis; proteasome-mediated ubiquitin-dependent protein catabolic process.
CCAAAUUUAUCAUAACAAAAAAUUGGAAUCCGAACUGUCAGACGAUGAGUUUUACAUUUAAAUUCUCAUUGUUACUUUUUUAUCAUAAUGUGUUUCAAUUAUUUUCCAAUUGUUAUUUAAGUUAAUGGAAUAAAUUAAGUAUUUAAAUGUAUUUUUAUAAACUGGGAUUCGUAUUUUUGAAUUUGGUCUUUCCAAGACAAACCUUUUUGCAGCAGUCACUUGUGGAAAUUAACAGCUGACGCAAGGAUCAAAAAAAUAUAUUUGGACCCCGCAGAUUGAAGUAGAACGUUUUUGAUUAGAGUUAUCAAGGGUUAAUUUAUCAUAAAACAUGACAAUGAAUGUAAAUCCAGAGACUAAAGUAGUAAAAUACAGGUGGAACAUUGAUGAUGUGAUUGAUUCCAAGUCAUGGGUUCAAUCGGAACAGUUCUAUUUACCCGGUAAAGAUCAAGUUGGUUUCUAUAUCAGUUUGCGGAGAAUUAUUGGUUGGUUUAGCAAAUGCUCUGCACUUGAACUACGCGUUGGAAAAGAUGAUUUGAGACCAGCAAAGGCUACUGUACAGUUUCAACAAAUUCUGGUGUUACAUACUUUUGAUUUUGAGAUGGAUCGAGCGAUAAGAGUUGAAAAAAUAUCCGAAAUAAAUGAGUGGGAAGAAUUCUUUACUGUAGAACUUGCGGGCUUUAAAAAUAAAUCGGACUCAACAUCAGCUAUGAGAGGGCAUGUAAAAUUGACUUUAGAGUGCAAAAUAACUUGGAUGGGUUUCAUUGACGAAGAGUCUGAAAAUACGAUACCACCAAGUUUUGAGCGAUUUCUCAAAGCAGAUGAAUUUAGUGAUAUCACCCUGAUAGUUGACAGUCAAGAAUUACCAGCACACAAAGUAAUUCUGUCAGCGCACAGUCCGUAUUUUUAUGCGAUGCUAACGACUGAGAUGAAAGAAGUCAAAGAAAAUCGAAUUACUGUUGAAAAUUUUUCCCUUGAUGUCAUUACCGAGAUGCUGGAAUUUUUUUAUACCGGGAAAACGAAAGCAAGUGAUGACACAGACGUUGCAUUGAAAAUGAUUGAGAUAGCAGAGAUGUAUCAGAUCAUAAAGUUGAAAGAAAUUUGUGAGAGCACAUUAAUAAAAAACAUGAGCAUUAAUACUGUUUUGGCUAUUGCAAGUGUUGCUGAUGAUUUAAAUAUGACUCAAUUACGUCAUAAAGCGAUUCAUUGUAUGCUGAAUAAUAAAAAAAAAAUUGUUGACUUUCCUGAAUUCAAAGAUUUGUGCCAAAGUAAACCUUUGUUGAUGUUUGAGUUUAUGCACGCUAUUGGAAAAUUAUGUCAUUGUGCUUUCUAACUACAAAAUUAAUCAAAAUUUAUUGUUCUACAUUUUUCAAAAUAUUU